Molecule: messenger RNA, 1257 nt
Organism: Aspergillus heteromorphus CBS 117.55
Lineage: Eukaryota; Fungi; Ascomycota; Eurotiomycetes; Eurotiales; Aspergillaceae
Gene: erg20
Product: bifunctional (2E,6E)-farnesyl diphosphate synthase/dimethylallyltranstransferase
Exons: 2
Coding region: 84-1127 (347 amino acids)
Biological process (GO): trans, trans-farnesyl diphosphate biosynthetic process
Cellular component (GO): cytoplasm
Molecular function (GO): (2E,6E)-farnesyl diphosphate synthase activity; dimethylallyltranstransferase activity
Source: RefSeq, a predicted model, not a curated record
CACGGCCCCUCUCCCCAAUUCUCUCUCCCCUUUCUUUUUUCCUGGCUUCACCUUCACAGCACCCUUUUGUGCUCUUCCGCAGGAUGUCCUCCACCACCGCUCGCGCCGACUUCGAGGCGGUCUUCCCCGCCUUGCGCGAAGACCUCCUGAACUACGCCAAGCAGUACAAGCUGCCCCAGAACGCCCUCGAGUGGUUCGAGAAGGUCCUCGACGUCAACGUCCCCGGCGGAAAGCUCAACCGUGGUCUCUCCGUCCCCGACACCGGCCUCGCCCUCCUGAAGAAGCCCCUGACGGAUGAGCAAUUCAAGCACCUCAGCCUGCUGGGCUGGCUCACGGAGCUGCUCCAGGCCUUCUUCCUGGUCAGCGACGAUAUCAUGGACAGCUCGAUCACGCGUCGUGGCCAGCCCUGCUGGUACCGGCACGAGGGCGUCGGGCUGAUCGCCAUCAACGAUGCCUUCCUCCUCGAGUCCGGCAUCUACAUCAUCCUCAAGAAGUACCUCCGCUCUCACCCGGCGUACAUCGACCUCGUCGAGCUCUUCCACGAGACCACCUUCCAGACCGAGCUCGGCCAGCUCUGCGAUCUGAUCACCGCCCCCGAGGACAACGUCAACCUUGACAACUUCUCCAUGGAGAAGUACAUGUUCAUCGUCACCUACAAGACCGCCUACUACAGCUUCUACCUCCCCGUCGCCCUUGCCCUGCACUACCUCCAGCUCGCCACCCCCGAGAACCUCAAGCAGGCCCACGACAUCCUCAUCCCUCUCGGCCAGUACUUCCAAGUCCAGGAUGACUACCUCGAUGCCUACGGUGACCCGGCCUUCAUCGGCAAGAUCGGUACCGAUAUCCAGGAUAACAAGUGCUCGUGGCUCGUCAACCAGGCCCUGCAGCGGGCUAGCGAGGACCAGCGCAAGGUCCUCGAGGUCGCCUACGGUCGCAAGGACAGCGAGCUCGAGGCCAAGGUCAAGGCCAUCUACCGCGAUCUGGAUCUCGAGAAGGUCUACAAGGAGUACGAGGAGACGAUCGUGGGUGAGAUCCGCACCAAGAUCGCCGCCGUCAACGAGUCCGACGGUCUGAAGAAGGAGGUCUUCGAGGCCUUCCUUGGCAAGAUCUACAAGCGCACCAAAUAGACACUUCAUUUACCCUUAAUCUGGAGGAAAGAUACCCCUGCCCCGCCGCCCGCCUCAUCAUCUCUCUACAUAGUGCCUAGUGCCCUACAUACCAUACCCCUUCGAUAUAGAUUAGUUAAUUGACUGAGAC